AAUGUCUUAGUUAUCUGAAUCAUCAGAAUUUUUUUAAAAUUGCGAUGAAGAAGUAACGUCAGUUUGUAAAAAGCUUCAAUAAAUUUUAACUACUCUUGAUUCCCAAGAUGAUAAAAUAUUUGCAUUAAAGGAGGCAGAAAGUUGUAUUGAUUCAGCAAAUGAAAAUGUAAAUAUUUCAAUAAAAAAAGUUAAAAUAAAUGGAAGUGGAAUUAUAAGGAUUUGCUAGGCAUAUUAAAGAUAAUUUAAAAGAAUAAUUUACAAUGCAAAAAAAAAAAUUAGAUGAGAUGAAAAAGGUUUAUAAUUAGAUGAAAUCUAAGUAUGAAAACUAAACAUCAAAAUAACAGUUAUUUGGUAAGGAUCACUAAAGGUAAAAACUUCUUAAAGAGUAAGAAAAAUUAUAUGAUUAAAAUAUGAAAUUAUAGGAUGCUAAGAUGGUUGUUUAUGGAAUAGAAAAAGAGGCGAAUGAUAUUUAAAUUAAUCUUCAUAGACAUACAAAUUAACUAUAGAGCAAUAUUGAAAAAUAAUAACGUAUAUAUCUUUAAAAUUUAUUAGCUAUUAGAGAUGCAUUAGGUAAUUCAUAUUCUCUAAUAAAAACAAUGUAAGAUAGAAUUAGAAAUAACAAAUUAGUUUUAUUUUUAGUGUGCGGAAUUAUAUUAUUUGCAAUAAUUAUAAUAGUUUUUAUGCGCGUAUGA
This is a messenger RNA of Paramecium sonneborni, 692 nucleotides long. NCBI's taxonomy places the organism in Eukaryota, Ciliophora, Oligohymenophorea, Peniculida, Parameciidae. The record is from the annotation of a GenBank genome assembly.